This is a messenger RNA of Dovyalis caffra, 678 nucleotides long. Lineage: Eukaryota; Viridiplantae; Streptophyta; Magnoliopsida; Malpighiales; Salicaceae. The record is from the annotation of a GenBank genome assembly.
AUGAGUGUGUUUGGAGGAGAUAGUUGGGCAAGAGAAGCACAAUACAGGAAAAGAAGAGUUGAUGAUCUUGUGACGGGAGGACUUGAUGGGUCUUCUUACAAGAAGCUCUCUAGUGGCAAAUACGCAUGUCUUGUUUGCCAUCUCAAUCCCAUCCUCGAUUCUCCCCUCAUGCUCUCUAUGCAUUGUAAGGGAUCCCGACAUAUUGCUGCGGAGUCCAAGCUGAAGGAAAAAGAAUUGAUGGGACAAAAUGAGAUUAACAAAAGAUUAGCCUUAUCAAAAUCGGAUGUUAGGCCUGCUAAUUCAAGUAAUUUGAACAAAAAUGCUAGGUUAGUGGGUAAGCCAUUGAUUGAACAGACAAAGAAGGCUGCCGCCGAGAUACUUAAUAAAGAGACUGCCCGGUUGAGUUCUAGAAAUCAAAAUACUGAUGUGAAAUUGAGUGAGGGAUAUGCUAGUGUUAUGAAUGCGGUGACCAAAAUCAGUGAAAAUAGCUCGUGUCCGGAAGUAAUAGCAUCUGACAAGAUGCCUGUGCACCAGCAAUUGGAUUUUAGGGAGCGGCGAGAGAGGGAGCUGAAGUUCACUGAAGCAGGUUGGAAGCGUGAUUGUCAUGGAAGAUGGUUCAGAGAUGAAAAUGUGGAAUUUGAUUCUGAUGAAGAAGACCCAAAUGUUUGUAUUGGUUAA